ACCCACACCAUAGCAUUCAAUCCAUACAAUCUAUGACAUGUAUGAACCUAGGGUUCACAAUACCCAAGUUAAAAGAGGCACUACUCCAUAGCUAGGCUAGAGAUUACAACAAAGAAAAGAGAAAGAACCAUGGUGGAUGCUUGUCUUCCCUCUUUAUUGAUGAGAACUUCCUUGAGAGGUGAAAAUAUUUGGUCCUCUAGCUUUGAGCAAGUCCAAUCCUCUUCUUCUCUCUUUGUUCUUCACUUUCUCUCUCUAGUUUCAAAAGAAGAAGAUAUUUCUCUCACUAGGAUUUCUCUCUUGGGGUUCUUUACUAGCAUGUGAGUUUGAGAGCUUAGUUCUCCAACGAAAUUGAGAGCUAAACCCGCACGACCGAGAGUAAGGCCGUGACAGCCAACAACCCACCGUUUCGUACGAUGCCUUGCAAAGUUGCAUUGUGGACGUGGAGUGAUCUGGAUCCGUACGUGUUGGUUUGCAUGUCGGACGUCCAUAUACCGCUGGGGUUAGUUUAAGACUAGUCGCCACUGCCGCUCACCAACCAAAGUAGCGUGCUUAUUCCCCAAACACAUCUACCAGCUAACUCUGAUAGCUUAGCCCAAGGCCAUCGUGGUCAAUGAAUGAAUGAUACGGCCAGCCCAAAUCAUAAAUUCACAUCACAGUCCUUUCUGGGCCCAGUUGCCUUAUAUAAUAAUAAUAAUAAUAAUAAUAAUAAUAAUAAUAAUAUACACUGCCCUAAAGUUCCCCAUUCACAGGGAUAAUUAGUAGCAUAAAGCCAUAAACAAGUGGCUGGUGGUGGGUGGUGGAUAUCUUUAACCAUCAGCAGCAGCAGCAGCCAGCCCAUAAUUACAAAAGUCGGACCGGAUUGAUAAAAACACUGAUUCCAACCAUAAAUCGAGAUUGAAGCACCAAAUUAGCAAGGACAUGGCGCAACAACGCAACAAUAUGUCGACCCGAUCCUUUCAGGCAGCCCAAACUGGAGUAGCCGCCUCCGCCGCCGUUUCUAAGCAAAGGGUUCGUGUUUCUUGGGUAAGCAACAGCUCAUUGAGGUUUAACCAUCAUCGUCCUCGUCGUCGGUGUAGCUUGUGGGAUAACAAAGAGCAAGCAGCAGUACCACUACGAGCUGCGAAUGCAAACAAGUUUAAUGAUCAUCAUCAUCACUUGCUGCUGGCGGCAGCAGCAGCUGAGGACGACGACGAUCUCGAAAUCGCCGUAGCAAAUCCUGACGAAGAAGAAGAGGAGCUCCAUCAGCUGGCGGCCGAAUCGGUUCAUGGAUCUCGGGUCCGACAGGGUCGGGUUCACAGGCAACGUGUGAUGGUUAGAUCGUUUGACAUUGAUAGGCACAAGAAAGCAACCAUUGCUGCACUGAUGAGACAGAUACAGGAUUCGGCAUGUAACCAUGCUACAAGGUGUUCGGGUGUAGAGCUGGGGAGAUUCGCUUCGACGCCGUUUAUGACAAAAAAUAACCUCGGUUGGGUCAUCACUUGUAUCCAAAUGGUGGUGGAUCAAUAUCCUGCAUGGCGUGAUGUGCUGCAAGUGGACACUUGGACAUACACCGUCGGGAAGAAUGGUUUGGCUAAUGAUUGGGUCAUCCUCAACGAGAAGACCGGUCAAACUUUAGUCCGAGCUACCAACACAUGUGUUAUGAUGAACUAUGAGACGAGGAGGUUGCACAAGUUCGUCCAGGAAGUGAGGGACGAGCUCGCGUGCUGUAUCGUGCCGGUGGAAGAGUCUGUAAUCCCCAAGAACGAACAACGAUUGCCACGACUGGAUUUCGAGACUGCUGAACAUGUCACCAGUGGCCUGACGUCGAGGUGGUUCGAUUUGGACGUGAAUCAUCAUGUGAACAACGUCAAAUACGUGGAUUGGAUCCUGGACAGUGUCCCACGCUCGCUUCCGGAGGGACAUGAACUGCGCGAAAUGACGAUUCAGUUCAGAAAAGAGGUUGCUAUAGAUACCGUUGUGCACUCUCUUUCCAGACGAAAUAACAGUGGUACUGCUGCUGCAGCCGCCGGGAGUGGGAACGGCAACGGCGGCCAAGGCCACGGCGCCGAUGAUGCUCCGGUGGAGGUGGAUCAUUUGCUGUGCCUUGAGGACGGGUCGGAGAUAUUGAGGGCAAGAACAACUUGGAAACCCAAAAAAAACCUUAAUUAAUUAUAUUAGAUACUUCUUUGUAUAUGUUUGGUGCUUUCCCUUCCCUGCUGUAUUUGUAUUCUGCAUGCGUUGGAAAAAUUGUGCUUUAUCAAUUUUCAGGGAUUCGUGUUGUAUUUGAUUUUGAUUUUCAGGGAUUUUUAUAGCUGUUGCAUGCCCUUUUAAUUUAUUGCUCCAACAAAUGUAUUCAAAUAAUCUAAGGUUAAACAAAGUACUAGGUGUGUAAGGUAGGUGUUGGGGUGUGUUUGGCUAAUACCUAGGCAUUAGAAGCGAAAAUAGCUAUGUUUAACCGAAAUUAUAGUUUUAAUCUAGUUUCAUAUUUUCAAAUGUUUAAUAAAUUAACCAACUCUCAACAACAAGCAAAAAUUUGUCACAAUCUCAUAAAAUCACAAAUUUUAUAGAAAGUGUUGAAUCGAAAUAUGUCGAUGGCAAAGCUUGUGGCUACUUGGUACUGAUAGUUAGUGACAAUAAAGAGCGGUAUUGGCAGAGAUCAUGUCCAAGAGAUGGAGUGACGAUGAACUUAAAGGCUUAUGUAUGCAUGGUUGCUAGGCGCGUGUUGACAGCCGGCGAGGAGGAUGAAGAACAGUAUGAUAAAUGGUUAAAGGAAAAUGAGCGAUGAGCAGAAGAAGCAAGUGUCUAGUCGAGAUUCAUGAUUUGUAAAUCCAAAUCGAGGAAAUGACCUAAAGAGGACGUGUGGAGAGUAGUUUGAAAUGGGUUCAUUUUGUGGAAAGUUAAACUACCUUCUUAUUAUUCCCUUUGACCCACUAGUCGCAUUUUCUGUUGUAUGCUGGUCGCUGGAUCUGUAUUGAACACUAAACACAUAUUUAGCUUAGGCUAAGGCCAUCGUUGUCAAUGAAAUGAAUGAAUAUGACAAAAACAUCAAUUCACAUCACAUUCCUCCAUUCACAGGGAUAAUUAGUAGCAUAACUAGUGGCUGCCAGUAGGGCUGGCUAUUUUGUCCCCGACUGUUUGGUUUUACCCGAAAUCGGACCAUAUAAUCCGGACCGGGACAGGACUGGGAUCGGAUAACAAACAAUGCAAUCUCAUAUUCGGGCUUAGAUUUGAGGUAAAAAACCGGAUAAGAGACCCCCAACACAAAAAAUCAAGAUAAAAUUGGGACUGAACCGGAUCAAGACCGGACUAUAUCCAAUCCAAUCUUUGUUCCUUAUAUUUCCGAAAAACCUGGACUGGAACCGGAUCAAUUUAGUCCAAUUUAACCAGACCAGACCGAACCGCACCGUAUAGCUAGCUGCUAGAGUGCUAGUGGCUAUCUUUAAACAUCAGCCAGCCAGCCAGCUAAUUAAAUGGGGGGCCGCAUUAUUAAACCCGGCCGCCGCCUCCGAUCACAUGACUGUCAGUCUGUCACCUAGACUUUACUACAAUUGGCAUAUCUCGUGGUCACUCCGAUCCUUUCCCGAAUCGGUAAUUGUUCAUGGUAUAAAGUUUGGGAGACGAUGAUUUCUAUAAUGGGUCAAACCUAUUUGAAUAUAUAAAGGGUAAUUUAUAUUAUUUUCUCUUUCUCAAAUGUGUCCGGUUAUUUUGGGAUGGCAAUGAGUCGGGAUGUUCCCCUACUCAAAAUAGUUCGGGUUUUACCCAUACUUAUACCCACAUAAGAAACGGGUAGAACAUUAAAACCAUGUCCAUACUCGUUCGGGUUUCGGGUAUUUAUGGUUAUCCAUGGGUAAUAGUUUCUCCUUAUAACUCCAACCAAUAUGUUAAUAUUUACAUGUAUUCUCGCGCAUUACGUAAGACGAAAAGUAUGACAAUAAUUCUCACAUUAUGGAGUUGGCGUAGUGUUUAUCACAGUAGUGCGAAGUUCUUCGAGAAGGCUACCAUUGGCAGCUGGAUCCCCUGUGGCCUAAAUGGGUGAACUGUUGCAAGAGCGAGUGGUGCUCUGACUAUUUGGUGGAUUGUUUCCCGACAGAGAUGGUGUGGGCUAUCACGACAAUUCCAGUUGUCAGGUCUGGUGGAGAAUAGGUUGAUUUUGUGUAAGGAUGCCACCGUGGACUAUUUAGUGGAAUUAGGAUUUAGGAUACCAUUAGUUAAGAUCAAAAUCCUGAAGAAAGCUAAAAACCAUUAUUUGAUGUCCCAAAUUGUGGUAUUCUAGCACUCCCAUUGGAGAUGAUCUCAAUAUAUCUACAUCUAUUGUUGAAUUUAUGCAUUGUAGAGUACAAUAAUCGGGUUUGUCAUUGAGGUGACGUCUCACCCCUUCCCCAGAUUAGAAGUGUUGGACUAGAAGUGAAGGAAACUCAGUAACGCUCAGCUCGGCAUCAAUGAGGUGGGAUGGUGGACUCAGACUCCGACAUGACUUGUUUAUAGUAUUUUGAGAGAAGAUGGUCUUCUCUACUGUCAUGUGUUUUGAAGUAUUAAAAGUUUAUGUAAAUUAUGGUCUAGUUUGUAAGCUAAACAAGAAUGUGUACAAUUUGACAAGGAUGGUUUUGUAAAAUGGUUUCAAAUAGGUACGGGUGUUACAGAAGAAGUAGCCAGUUCGAAAGCCUAGGGAAGAAGAAGAGAAGCUCCUGUUUUAUAGUGGAUGAGGUCAGUGUUGGACAAUUUGUUGGUGCAUUUUGAUUGGCUAGUAGAUAUAUAGAUUGUGUUGCAUUUUUCUGAUUGGUAGUUAAGUGGGUUGGGCUUGGUCUGGUUCGACUAGUCUGGUUAUGUUGUUCGGCUAGUUUGGCUUGAUCAGUCUGGUUCAACCAAAAUUGGAUUUGGCCCAAGUUUGGCUGGGUUUGUCUGUUUCCUUUGGGUCUGAGUUUUGACUUGUUGACUCGACUUCACUUGAGCUUGAGAUUUGACUCGAGUUGACCAGAGUUUGAGUUUGGACUUGAGCCCACUUUCUUUUAUUGUAUAACAAUACAAUGUUAAUUACUAUUCUAAUUAAUUGUAACUCUUGAACAAUAUAAUUAAUUGAAAUAUUGUAUAUUAUAAUCAUGAUUAUAGUUAUUUGGCAUUGUUUCAUCUUCGUAAGAUUGUUACUUUUCCUAUUUAGAAAUCGAGACCCAUUCCCACAAGACUCAACGUCUUUAGAAUUAAUUAACUCCCAUGACAACCAAAUUCAAACUCAAGCCUAUUUUUCACUACCAUAUUGCAUCAAUCAAAAUUUGCUAUUGUUUAAUCUCAUUGACUUAUGGCCAACAAGACUCAACCCAAGCACUAGAUAUGCGGUUUAGCUAGAAAAUCAUUCAAAAUUUGCUAUUGCAACCAUUAAAUUGAAACUAAAGUUUGUUUAAUUAAAUAUGUUUUAACACGGACAAAAUGGGGUGUCUACAAUUGUUAUAUCUUCAUUUUCCAAAUUCAUACAUAAUUAUGUUGAAUAACCAUAAAUAUUUAUCAUAUCUUCCAAAUAUUCCAAGUUCAUAUGAUAAAUUUUUGGAUUCUACUUAUUCAUUGUGCUAAAAAUAUAGAUGAUGACGAAGGAGAUGAUGAUUCAACAUCUACGAAACCGGUCACACAAAAGUAAUCGCUUGAAGCCACAAUGACUCUUCAAAACUAUUUGUUGCAAUUAGAGAAGACAACACGAGAAAUUUUGAAGUUCAAGAUGAACUUAUACUAUACUUGAACUUCAUGAAGAAACAAACAACUAUAGAUUAAUAUUUUUCUAGAUUAUAGAAUUGGAAGUACAAGUAUUAUGAUAUUAUUUUAUUAAAAUUUCUCAUUUUCCUAACUAGCCCAAGUCAGAGAGAGCGAAUAGGAUACUAACAUAAUUCAUUAAUUUUUUUUUGUACAAAUAAUUCAUUAAUUAUACUAUACUAACUGCUUAGGGUUGGCAAAAAUAUCCGUAACCGUGGAUAUCCGCCCGAACCCGGCCUAAUCGGGUAGGGUAAAACCCGAACCCGAAGGACAUUUAGUGGGUACGGGUAAAACCCGAACCCGAAUAUUGCGGGUAAUGGGUGGGCAUGGGUUUCUCAGUAUCCAACCCGAACCCGCCCGAUUAUACACAUACAUAUGUAUUUUGUCUAGAAAUAGUCAUUAUUUUUCUCUAACAUAUUUUAUAUUUAGCAUAUAAAUAUAAUAUUUUCAUGAAAUUGUGUUGUUUUAAUUAAUUUUCUUCAUUCUAGUGAAUUAUUGUCAUACUUUUCCUCUUGUGUAAUGUGAGAAUACGUGUGAAUGUUAAUAUAUUAGUUGGAGUUAUAAAGAGAAAUCAUUACCCAUGGAUAACCGUGGAUACCCGAAACCCGAACGGGUAUGGGCAUGGUUUUAAUUUUCUACCCGUUUCAUAUGUGGGUAUGGGUAUGGGUAAAAUCCGAACUACUUUGGGUAGGGUAACGGAUAUGCACUAUCCGUCCCCGACCCGACCCAUUGCCAUCCCUAUAACUGCUACUCACAUAGUCACAGUAAUUAAAAAAAAAAUGUUACUCAUAAUAGGCUAUUAGCUCCUUCCUCAACCCCCUUUCUUCCGUUGCUCUCUGCCUCCCGCUCUCCACCCUACUUUCACUUGGCUCUUUGUAAACAGAAAAAAAAAAAAUAGCAGGUUACUUGUUAAAAAAAUUAUUACAAGUGAAUCAGACUUGAAGAUUCGACUCUUCUUUUUCCCGAUAGUCUUAAUAUUUUGCCAUUAUAAAAAUUAUUAUCUCGCCAAUAUAAUUUUUAUAUUACCUUUACCUUGUCAUCCUUAUAACAUUUUCGGUUUGCUUCGUGAAAUUUUUGGUGUGCUUUUUUGUCUUUCUGGUUUGUUUGAUGUGAGUUCUUGUGUGGUUGCACAUAUUUCUGGUCUGUUUGAGAAAACUUAUGAUCUGUUUUAUGAGGUUUUUGGUAUACUUUAGGAAAAUUGUGGUCUAAUUUAUAAAAUUUCUGGUAUGGUUCAAGGAACUUAUGGUAUGAUUUAUAGAGUUUCUAAUAGUAGUUAACAUAGUGACCUGUAAACCCACCCACUCGUGUCACCGCUGCCCAAACCAACCCAAAACCCGAGCAAAACCAAGUUAAUAGAUACAUAACUAGGUGGAUGAGGGUGCUAGAAUAAAGACUCGUUGGUUUUCUAGCUUGGUUCCGGGUUUGGGUUCUAAAAACAAAUCAACCCAGUGUAUAGCAAAAAUAUGUGUGUCUUCAGCUUUAUCAAGCUAAGUAGGGAUGGCAAUGGGUCGGGUCGGGGGCGGAUAGUGCAUAUCCGUUACCCUACCCAAUGUAGUUUGGGUUUUACCCAUACCCGUACCCAUACGAGAAACGGGUAGAAAAUCAAAACCAUGCCCAUACCCGUUCGGGUUUCGGGUAUCCACGGUUAUCCAUGGGUAAUAAUUUCUCCUUAUAAUU
Linum trigynum is the source of this 7392-nucleotide messenger RNA. The record is from the annotation of a GenBank genome assembly. NCBI's taxonomy places the organism in Eukaryota, Viridiplantae, Streptophyta, Magnoliopsida, Malpighiales, Linaceae.